CAGCGCAUGCGCAGUACAUCCCGGUGCUACGUACACCAGUGUUCAAACUUUGCGGACAACUGCGUCGCACGCCUCAACAGCGUAAAGCCUUUCCAAUGCCGUGGUUCGGAUUUGGCUUUAACGCAUUUGGACAAAUAUACGUCCACGAGGACCUGAUAAAAGGAGAGUGUAGCGACAGUGCUAAGCAAGUCAAAGUGAGUAAACCGACAGAGCUUUCCGGUCAGGUGGACAGACGUGACUGCUGCUUGAAGACUGAAAUAAGAGCAAGUUGGAGUCGAAGAGCAUCUUUGCAUUUGGACAGUGACAGCUGCGUGUGCCUCGCAGGGUUCGUCUCCAGUGAGUCAUGUAACGCGCUCCCUGUGAAAGAGAGCCGCGGCUGUAAAGACGCCAUCAUCAGUGAGUCGUACUUGACCCUCGCUUUCUCAGACAGACUUGAGUCCUGGGAUCUGCAGAAGGAAGAGAAGACUCCCUCGUGGAGCAUGGCCAUAAAAACACACCCAGAGAGCUCUGGACCCUCCGUGGAUCUCCCGUUGGUCCCUGGGGGUUACAUAGCCACGACACCGCCCCUCUACCGCUCCCUGUCACCACAGCUGAGAGCCAAGAGUCUGGCUCUGAGUUCAGAGCACGCCGUCCUCCUCAGUGCCUCUGGAGCUGUGUACACCUGGGGACUGGGCAGCCAUGGUCAGUUGGGGCACGGAGGCCUCACCUCUGAGGAGGAGCCCAGGGUAGUAGAGGCACUCUGGGGGAUGACCAUGAGCUGUGUAGCUACAGGAAGCUGGCACUCUGUCUGUAUCAGUGACGGGGGAGAUCUCUAUGUGUGGGGCUGGAAUGAAAGUGGCCAGCUUGGACUUCCAUCACGAGGUCUGAGGAAAGCACUGCAGCAGCAAAGUAGCCAACAAGCAGGAGCACUACAUCCAGAUGCCAGCACAUCUCCCGCUGAGGAGCCUCAGGAGGGAGAGAAACAUGAAGAGGUAUUCAUAUCAAUCCAGGCAUUCCCGGCUCUGCUGGACGUCACUCCCUCAUCGUGUGAAAUCAGAACGGUCAGCUGUGGAUGCCGCCACACAGCUGCAGUAUCGACCACAGGGGACCUCUACACUUGGGGCUGGGGUGACUAUGGCCAACUUGGACAGCAGACUUUGGUCAGUUCAGAUGAGCCCCAGCGGGUGGAGUUCUUCCGGGAGCAGCAGAUGCAUGUGACUGACGUAGUGUGUGGGGCAUGGAACACUUUUGCUGCUGUCGUCAAGGAGGAUGUAGCUUGCUCUUAAAAAUAUGAUUGGAUCCCCUUGAUAAACGUGGACACUGGACUUUGGACAACAUACCAGGAAGUGUAAAUUAUCAGAACAAAAGACUGAAUUUAUUUUGUGGUAUACAAGUUCUUAUUUGUGUAUGUUAAAACAAGCAACUUCAUAAAUGAGCACUUUUUGGAAA
This is a messenger RNA of Anarrhichthys ocellatus (wolf-eel), 1428 nucleotides long. RefSeq names its product RCC1 domain containing 1 (gene rccd1). Bases 96 to 1265 code for a protein of 389 amino acids. The record is from RefSeq and is a predicted model, not a curated record. NCBI's taxonomy places the organism in Eukaryota, Metazoa, Chordata, Actinopteri, Perciformes, Anarhichadidae. The transcript has 8 exons.